GCCUCUCCAUUAGCUCCUUAACCUCACUCCCAGCCAGGGAUUCGCUCGGCGGCCUGUCAGUCAAGCUGCCGCGCCGUUCGCCCUGGCCCGGAUUCCGCCCCGGGAGCCGUUCUAGUGCGUCAUCUCGAUGUCGCCGAGUACUUCCUGCACAGCCCCUCUAGACGGUUCCCCGCGGUAUCUACUGUCCGUGCUGCAGCCGCUCUAGGCAGCGGGAGCUGGCUCUAUGACCCAGAGGGGCCUGCUGGUGGGCCGGUGCCGGUGGGCCGGGGGCGAAUCCCGGGGGUGGCCCGCGCAGGCCCCGUCCGCGCAGGCCUUCCCUAGGAAGCUGGAGGCAGAGCCAGCCACGCCUUACCCCUGCGGAGCGGCGAAGAGAAAUUACUACUCUGUCAAGAUGAGCAGGUAUUAAUAAGUUGGAUGACUGAAGAGAACCCACACAGAAGUUACUGAUGAUACUAACCUGCAGAGGCAUUGAAAGUUUUGUGUUGGGUUUUUUUGUUUGUUUGUUUUUUUUCUUUGUUUUGAGUGUAAUCCAAAUACUCCUGAUGGAUUUGGAGAGAACUGCUGAAAUCAACAAGAUGGAAAACAAUUCAGGCUAGCAUGAAGUACUGCAUUUAGAAGAAAAAUUCAAACAAAUACUCAAACAGAAAAAUGACAGAAAAAGAUCAGAAGAUAUAGUAGACCUCAAGAACAUUUUCUCUGUGAAGAAAUGGCAUCCAGCAUUGGAAAUGAAAAGAGUGUGAAUCCCGUGCUCAGAAUAAGUCAACUUGAUGCUCUUGAGUUAAACAAAGCCCUGGAACAACUAGUGUGGUCCCAGUUUACCAGUUGUUUUCAUGGAUUUAAACCAGGGGUGUUGGCUCAUUUUGAACCAGAAGUAAAAGCAUUUUUAUGGCUUAUAUUAUGGAGAUUCACUAUUUAUUCCAAGAAUGCAACUGUGGGGCAGGCUAUUCUGGAUAUUCAAUACAAGAACAACCUAUCUCAGACAGAGAAAUACCAACCUUUGAGCAAACACCAGAAGUUAUGGUAUCUUAUUUUCACUGUGGGUGGAAGAUGGUUGGAAGAAAGAUGUUAUGAUUUAUUUAGUAAUCGUCAGCUGCAAUCUUUCUGCAAAAUUAAGCGUUGUAUUACCUUUGGAGCUGGACUUAUUAAACUUUGUGGACUUGUAAAUUUUCUGAUUUUUCUUCAGAAAGGAACAUUUGCAACACUUACUGAACGCAUUCUAGGAAUUAGGUCAGUUUUUUGCAAGCAGCAAAGUGUUCGUCAGGUAGGAUUUGAAUACAUGAACAGGGAGCUCUUAUGGCAUGGCUUUGCUGAAUUUCUGAUCUAUCUGCUACCACUUAUUAAUGUACAGAAACUAAAACUUAAAAUUUCUUCUUGGUGUUUGCCUGUUGCAGGUCUUUCCAAUAGUGAAAAUACAUUAACAGCUCACUGCAAGGAAUGUUCGCUAUGUGGGGAAUGGCCUACCAUGCCCCAUACCAUAGGCUGUUCACAUGUUUUUUGUUACUUCUGUAUUAAAAGUAACUAUUUAUUUGAUAUGUAUUUUACAUGUCCUAAAUGUGGCUCAGAGGUACACAGUCUGCAGCCACUGAAAUACAAAAUUGAAAUGACAGAAUUGCAUGUGUGAUAAGGCUUGUGUGGUUUGGUUUUAUACUAGACCUGGAGUACUACAUUGCAGAGAUUAACAGAAAAAUUCAGAAAAUCUUGUAAAGGGACUGUUUCAACAUGCGUUUAGAGACUAUAAAUUGUUGCAGCAUGUUUCUUUACUGUUUUGUUUUCUUUUUUUAACUGAGUAACAAUGACAACUUGCCUCUCUGUGAAGGACAGAACAGAACGGAGUUCACCAGCUCUUCUACUCUCUUGGAUUGCUUUAUUCCAGUUUGGUACCCCUAUGUUGUCAAGUCAUUACUUCUAGAUCCAGAGUCUGUCAGCCUGCCACGUCCUAACUACAUGCUAUGUACUUCCUUCAAAGAUAAGGAAGAUGCCCAGUAAGCUUUUACUCAUUUUGUGGAUUUUAACUGCCUUGUUCAAAAAGCUUCUGCCAUUGCCAAAUUAGCAGGCAAAGUCCUCCUCAUCAUGCCUAAACACCAAUUUUAAAUUUGAAUGUUUAAAAUUUGAAUUCCCACUGUGAUGUUUCCCUGCAAAAAGGAAAGGUUUGAGAUUGUCAUCUCAAGCAGAUCGUGGUUUUCAUCAUAUUCAGCCAUCAUAACAGACAUAUGAGAUACAGGUAUAGAUCAUAAGGUUAGCAUUCCAUCUGGUAGACAGACAAGAUACUCCAUGGUUAACACAUGCCUACAGGAGAUCUAACCACUUCCUUUGCAAAUACAAUGCACCUUCUAGACCUUUAUGAGAUGACAGAACUAAUUUUCUCACUCAGCUGUUUGUCUUUGAUCUUCAGUGAUGUAUGUAUGAACACCUCCGCCUUUUUCUGUAUAAAGCUGAGGGAGGCAGUCCAUCAUCCAUUGGAGCAUGGCAGCUGCCCAAGGUAACCUGCAUUCUUCUGAGUCAGAGACACUGGAGAAAACUGCUUAAUCACAAUAUACUGUCUUUGGGACUUGCCAGUCUUUUUGGUGUGGUCAAGGCGGGUGUCAAACCUCACUAAGUACCACACAAAAGAUCAAACACAGUUAUGUGCAUAUUGACAUAUUAAAGAAACGGAUAACUCUUCCUGUUUUUUACCAUUAGUAUUUGCUUUCUCUGUUGGCUUUACAGUGUUUUUAUUGUUCCCAGUUUUAUCACUUUAUCCAUUUAUUCUCUGACCUGGUUUUAUAAGAUUUAUUUUUUUCAAACACUCAGUCCUUUUUGAACAGUAAAUCUUACCCAGAAGUGUCUCAUUAACACAAAAAUACAUUGCAUCCUUUUUUGGCUCUUAAAUCAAAUUCUCAAAAACUUAGGCAAUAAAAUGCAGUAAAUCACUUUAUGAUGGCUGUGUUCUUGAAUGGCUAUCAUCAAUAGUCAGUCUCAAAAAUAGUAUGGUAAAAACUGAUCCAAUAUUUUUUAUCUCCUUUUAUGAACUGUUUUAUUACAUUCUUCAGUGUCUGAUUAAAACAACCCACCAGCCUAUUUGUUUGAAGAUCUUAAAUUCUAGGUUUUGAUCUUUAGUGACAUGCAACGCUUUCAUCUGAUGCAAUUAAAUAUAGUUAGGAGGUUCAUAAGUAUCUAUGGGCAGCCCAAAACUUGAUUAAUUCUGCUACUGUUCUGUGAGUCAACAGACUUCAGAGCAACUGCUUCCAGAUACUGUGCUGCAAUGUAUUAUUUGUCAUCAAAUGUAAGUAUCAGCAGCCUGCCGAAUUUGUGUUAUUCAUGGCUGCAGUUUCGACAAGCUGAUGUAAACCUGAUUUUAUUAGAAGUAUCAAAACUGGAAAGCCUGUUGAAUAUCCUGGAGUCACUUGAUGUUCCUGAGGUGAUUCUGUUUGAACUGUCCCUGCACUUCACUUGAUAGCUCAUCCCAAGCUAAUAUAUUAGGAGCCCUGACUUUGAGGUGGUCUAAUGUCUCCAGAAAGGGUUGUCAGCAUUCCUGUUACCUCUCUCUUUACCUGUUUUUAAUUAAUUAAGAUUUGUACGCAUCCAGUGUUUGUAUUUUACAAUCAUAGCACAUCUUUGUUUUGCGUGGACUCCAUUCCUUCUGAAGUCACAAUGCAGUAUUGUAUCAUUCUAAAGUCACAGAGCAGUAUUGUGUCAAAAGAGCAUGCAUUUCCUAUAUUGGAUUCUGUUAGGUGUCACAUUCUUACGUAGGAGUUGACUUCUUUCCUUUUUAUAAAUGUUUCUUUUUCAUGAUUAUUUAAGGAGUGCUAUCUUCCUUUUUCAUUUCACCUCUCUUUGUCCUGCUGUUUGAUUUACCUAAGCUGUAUGAGUUUCCUGCGGUUUGUUUUGUCUCUUGCAGCUUCAUGCAGUUGAAAUCCUAGAAAAAUCUAUGCGGUUUUUCAUCCCUAUUAUACAGUAUCAGUAGAAGACCUGCUUCCAGAAGUUUUGUACUUCAGUUGUAUAGCUGUUCUCACUGUGCUCUGUUGCACUUGGCUUCCCUGUUUUUCUUCUGGAGUUGGACUUUUGAUAAUUAACUUUUGAUGGAUUGUUAUACCAAAGCAUUGGCCUACUACAGUAGUACCUAAUUGUUAGUGUGUUACAUUUGUACCCCAGAACACUGACCAAGUUUGUAAAGUCUUUGUCUUAGGGCAUAAAUAAACUGUUUGCAUUACCCUAAGAUUCUAGAUCCUAAGGUGUGGCUUUAAUUCUUCUAUUUUCCAUGCAAGUAAGCAGGUACCACGCAUCUUGCAGAAAUAGGUUUGAGAAGAGAAUGGUUAUUUUUGUCAAAUAUAUAUUUUAUAAUUUUUUUUCAAUCUAUCAUGUAAAUGAAACUUUUGCUCAGAUGUAGUCACAACUGAGAUUGAUGAGACCAAGACUUCAGCUUGCAUAUUGAAAACCUGCUGACUACCAGGUUAGUUUUCUAGUCAACAUUCAGCAUCUUCCUUAUAGAUCUGUAAAAUUAAAAAAGUACACUUUUUUUUUUAUAUUGUAAUUCUAUUCUGUUGUGUCUUGUGAUAUAUAAACUGGAGAGAAGUGUCACUUGAAGAUAUUACAGAAAAAAAAGUAGAUUAUUUGUAGAGUAAUCAAAGGAUAAUUAAUUUUACAUACUAAUUGCAUUGAUAAUUUGUCCUCAUAAGCAUUGUAUUUUCAGGUUAAAACUGUACUAUAACAAAGGACUAAGAUACAUCUGGUGAUUCUUCCUGCAGUAGAAGGAAUAAAAUUUAUUUUGCAAUGUUAA
Molecule: messenger RNA, 4756 nt
Organism: Apus apus (common swift)
Lineage: Eukaryota; Metazoa; Chordata; Aves; Apodiformes; Apodidae
Gene: PEX2
Product: peroxisomal biogenesis factor 2
Exons: 3
Coding region: 707-1621 (304 amino acids)
Biological process (GO): protein import into peroxisome matrix
Cellular component (GO): peroxisomal membrane
Molecular function (GO): zinc ion binding
Source: RefSeq, a predicted model, not a curated record